AUGUCAUUUCACAGUCAAUGUUCUGAAAGAUUUGCUACAGAGACAUAUGUGGAGUUUGGGAGGGGGGGGAGAUAUGUGGAGUUUGUGGGGGGUGACUUAAAACCAGAUUUUGAUUCUCUUCACCAAAGACCAUUUCUUUUCUGGUUUUCUUUCUUUCUCAUACCCCCACUUUCUGUCACUUUUUUCUCUUCUCUUUUUCUUUCCACCCUCUCCUUAUACUCAUCCCACCCCUCAUCCUCUACUUUUUCCCUGUUCUUUUUAUUUAAUCUCUUUCCACCUCCUUUCUAUCAACCUAAUUUCUUGUUUCUCCUGCUCAUUUUAUGUCUUUCUUCCUUUCUGUAUCUUCCUUCCAUUCUCUUUCUUAUACUUCUUGUCUUUCUCUUUCACACUCAUAUAUUCUCUUCCCUCAUCUUCUACAUCCCUUUUUCUUUUCUUAUUCUCUCCCCACCCUCUAUCAAUCUGAUUUCUUCUUUCUCCUUAUCAUUUUCCUUCUUUCUAUCGUUCUUUCUGCACCUUCCUUCCACUCUCAUUACAAAGAAAGUAUUCUUUCUUUUUUUCUCCAUUUUUUUCCCCAUUCACUCCCUUCCUUUCCUAAUCUGCUUUGUUUUCUUCCUCAUCCUCUACAUUCUUUUUCCGAUCCUCUCUCAUUUCCUUACUCUUUUACCUUCUUACUUUUCUCCACAACUUCCCAACUGCUCACCCACCCAUUCCCACCUUGUCGCCAUGACAACUUACCCUGUUUCUAUUAAGGAAUAUCAGUUAGAGCAAAGCGCCAAAACUCUGACACUGAAAAUGGCCAAACUCAACCCCCAUCUUCAACCUCGUCAUCUCACUUUCUCUCCAACAUAA
Acanthosepion pharaonis is the source of this 849-nucleotide messenger RNA. The record is from the annotation of a GenBank genome assembly. NCBI's taxonomy places the organism in Eukaryota, Metazoa, Mollusca, Cephalopoda, Sepiida, Sepiidae.